Colletotrichum truncatum is the source of this 2304-nucleotide messenger RNA. RefSeq names its product transcription initiation factor TFIID subunit A. The record is from RefSeq and is a predicted model, not a curated record. Gene Ontology annotation, molecular function: TBP-class protein binding; protein heterodimerization activity; DNA binding. Gene Ontology annotation, biological process: RNA polymerase II preinitiation complex assembly; DNA-templated transcription initiation. Gene Ontology annotation, cellular component: SLIK (SAGA-like) complex; SAGA complex; transcription factor TFIID complex. Lineage: Eukaryota; Fungi; Ascomycota; Sordariomycetes; Glomerellales; Glomerellaceae.
AUGAACAACCAAGGCCAGCCUGGCCAGCCGAACCCGAUGGCCAGUCAACCUGUGCCAGGGACACGGGCGCCCCCCAUGUAUCGACCCGAGAUGAUGCGAAACCUCCCUAUUCUGAAUGACGAGGAGAAAGCCAAGUACGAGCGCGGCCUACGCCAGCUUUGGAACCAUUACGAGACGCACCCCGAAGAUUCGGCUCAACACCAGGAUGCGAAAAAGAAGAUCCAGGACUUCACCAAAAUGCUGCUGAAUAAGUUGCAGCAACGGAGAAUGCAGGUCCAACAACAGCAACAGGCCCAGCAGCAGCAGACUGCUCAGCCUGCCCAACAGCAGAAUCAGCCCGCCCAGGCACAGGCACCAACGCCUCAGCAGCAGCCGCAACAACUCCCCCAGCAGCCGCAGGCACAGACACAGGCGCAGGCACAAGCCCCGGCUGCGGCUCCAGCUGCGAACCAGAACGCCGGUGGUGCUGCGAUCAAGACUGAGCCAAAGCCCGAAGGCACCCCAUCGACAGCCGCUGAGCCUGCACAUGCUCCCACGCCUGCCCCUGCCCCCGCCCCCGCCGCCGCGCCGACUCCUGCUCCCGCCCAUCAGGCUCCUCAGACGACCCAGUUUCCAGAGCACAUCCUUGCGCAUAUUCGACAGAUGACUUUCAACCCUCCAAUGUCGAUUUCUGAUAAGGGCCCCGAAGCGGUCACACGCUGGUCCAACGACUUCAAGGCGAAGUAUCUUCGAGCCCUGAUGCAGAUGGAUCAGCAGGGAACACAGAUGAAGCGCAUCGAUGCCGUCAUCAAAGACAGACAGGACAAGGGCAACCCAUACAACGCCGAGGAGAUUAAGCAGCUGCAGAUCCGACGCGAUCACGCCCAGAAGAUGUAUACCGAGGCGCACAAGUUUGUUGACAACUUCCGUAAGAGUCAGGACACGAUCAACAAGCAGCGCGCUGCCGCUGGUCAACCUGCUGGUCCCCAGGCGGCUGCUCGACCUCAGCAACAGCAACAACCAGCGCAGCAGCAGCAGCAGCAGACUCCCCAGCAACAGGCACAGCAGCAACAGCAGCAGCAGCCUAGCCCAGCUGUGGCGGCUGCGCAAACUCCUGCUACGCAGGCAGGAGCCCAACCGAGCCCCGUGCCUGCCGCGGUAGGAACCCCCGCGAUGCAAAAUUCUCAGACAACUUCGGCGGUGAAUGCAGCUAUCGAGGCUGCCAAAAACCAACAGAUGGCGGCUGCGGCGGCCGGACGAGGCACUCCUCCUCAACAGCAGCAGGCACACCAAGUCCAGCAACAACAACAGCAGCAGCAGCAGCAACAGCAACAACAAGCCCACGCUCCUACUCCGUCCGCGCCUGCCCAGACCCCGACUCCAUCUCAGCCUAUUCAACCACAACAGCCUGUGUCUGCACAGCAGCAACAACAACAACCCAUGGGUGCUCAAGGUCAUCAACAACCUCAUCCUCCUCCUGUCAAUACUGCCAUCGCUUCAGUUUCUGCAGGAGGUGGUCUUCCUUCGGCAGGUACACCCACUCAAAACCGUGUCGCGACUCCCCAAUCCGCCAUCCCCGCUGGACCUGGCCAGGCUCUUAGCCACUCUGCCGCCGUUUCGCGCGCCAACCAACGCGUCAACUCUCUACCCACUCCUAUGCCCGCUCAACAACAACAGCCCGCCCAAGCUCCUGGAUCCGCCGGCCCUCAGAACGUGAUGGGCUCUGGGGCUGUUCCUCACCAGCAGCACGCCCAUCCGACCCAGCCUACUCAAACUCUUCAGUCUAAGCUGCCGAUUCCCAAGCAACUUCCUGAAAAGGCCACUGCUGUUCCCCAGCCUGUUGCGAUGAGUGGUGGUGCUGGGGCCGGUCGUCCCACAUACACCGGUGGCGGCGGUAUCGCUGGAGGUGUUAUGGGCCAACCUGCGAUGGCUAAGAUUCCUGCCUACGUGCACGAGGCUGAAGGUGACCACGUUCUCAGCAAGAAGAAAUUAGACGAGCUUGUCCGACAGGUUUGCGGUGGAAGCGGCGAAAGUCAGGAUCCUAAUUUACUGACUCCCGAGGUCGAAGAGAGCGUCUUGACCAUGGCUGAUAGCUUCGUCGACAACGUUUUGGAGACCGCUUGCCGCAACGCCAAGGAACGCGGCUCCAAGGUUCUUGAAAUCCGCGACAUCCAGCUUGUCCUUGAACGGACCUACAAUAUCCGUGUUCCUGGCUACUCUUCUGACGAAUUGCGCACCGUUCGCAAGAUCCAGCCCUCGACCGCAUGGAUUACUAAGAUGAGUGCCAUCCAAGCUGCCAAGGUUACCUCUGGCAAGGGCGAGUAG